Molecule: messenger RNA, 331 nt
Organism: Lottia gigantea (owl limpet)
Lineage: Eukaryota; Metazoa; Mollusca; Gastropoda; Lottiidae
Exons: 4
Coding region: 13-294 (93 amino acids)
Biological process (GO): translation
Cellular component (GO): cytosolic large ribosomal subunit; ribosome
Molecular function (GO): RNA binding; structural constituent of ribosome
Source: RefSeq, a predicted model, not a curated record
GCUGGAUCGGAAAUGACGAAGGGUACAUCCAGCUUUGGGCGGCGGCACAUCAAGACACAUGUAAUGUGUCGCCGAUGUGGCAGGCGUUCAUUUCAUGCACAGAAAAAGUUAUGUUCGUCGUGUGGUUAUCCAUAUCCCAGGAAACGAAAAUAUAAUUGGAGUGAGAAAGCAAAAAGAAGGAGGGCACAGGGAACUGGUAGAAUGAAACAUUUAAAUAAAGUUUUCAAAAGAUUCAAGAAUGGCUUUAGAGAAGGUCAACCAAAGUCCAAGAAGGUUAAAGCUCCCGAGUCUUAAACAGCUGUAAAUUAAAUAAAAAAAAAAAUAUCGAAAC